CAGGUAGCUCACGGCACAAAUCAUUCCCGACACCUUUCGCCGGCUCUGCUCCUCCCGCCGACGACCGCGAGCCAUGUCCGCCGCCGCACCCACCUCGUCGCCCGAUCUGCCGGAGGUUAUCCGCGGGGGCCUCAUCCCGGCUCUCCCCGACGACCUGUCCAUCCACUGCAUCGCCCUCCUGCCGCGCGCCGCGCACCCCUCCCUCGCGCUCGUCUCCCGCGCCUUCCACGCCUUGCUGUGCCUCCACCCGGAGCGCCUCCUGGCCGCGCGCCGCUGCCUCCGCCUCUCCGAGCCCCACAUCCUCCUUUCCCUCCGGCCACCGGCCUCCGCCUCCCCUCUCUUCUUCCUCCUCCUCCCGCAACCCGGAUGGCCCCCUCUGCCUCUCCCGCCCCCUCCCGUCCCCGUCUCGUCCUCCUCGUCGGUCGCUGUCGAGGGUAACCGGAUGUUCCUCGUCGGGGGAUCCGUCUCCGGAGUGCCCUCUCCUUCGGUGCAGAUCUUGGAUCCCCGCACCAGAUCCUGGUCAGUCGGCCCGCGUCUCUCCUCUCCGCGGGAGUUCGCCGCCGCCGUUGCCCUCUCCGGCGAACUAUUCGUUGCCGGCGGUUGUGUCCCUUCCUCCCCCUUCUGGGCUGAGUCUCUUGACCUCUCCACCCCGGAUGCCAAGUGGGCCAUGGUCUCCAGCCCGCCCCACUUCCGGGAGAAGUGGAUGCACGGCUCCGCCUCGCUCGCCGGGAAGGUCCUCGCGGUGGCCGAUCGCGGCGGCUUGGCCUACGACCCCGCUGCACCGCCUGGUGAGGCGUGGGCGCCGGUUUCUCCGGUCCUUGACAUGGGGUGGAAGGGUCGUGCAGCCGUGGUUGGUGGAAUCCUCUACUCCUACGAUUACUUGGGGCAGGUCAAGGGCUAUGAUCCGGACACUGAUUCCUGGAGCAAGGUGGAAGGAUUGGAGCAGGAGUUGCCCAAGUUCUUGUGUGGUGCCACUCUUGCCAAUGUUGGCGGAUUGCUCUACUUGGUUUGGGAAGGGAAAUGGAAAGGAAAAGCGAAAGGAAAGGGCGAAGCAAGGAGCAUGGUGGUAAUUGAUUGGGCUGCCAUUGAGGUGACGAAGGCCGAAGAGGGACGGCUCAGGGGGAAGGUGGUAUCGAGGGACACCAUUAAAUUCAUGGACAUGCCCAAGGGGUCGGCAAUCACGCAUUGUAUUGCAUUGGAACUGUGACAUGGUUGCUCCAAACGUAAAUCAAAUGGCAUGCUGUACUCCUGAUUUGAGGAUGAAAAGACUCGGUAUUGUGGUAGCACCUCCUGUUGACAAUGCUUCACUACUGAGUUGCAGGGCAUCUGGGCAAUAGCAAAUCUGGCUGGACGACAUAGGCUUAACUCAAGAGAUUGUGUUUCAAUUCCUUAUCUUCUGGAUGCUGGAAAAAAAAUCAUCUGGAGUUCUGCGUGACAAAGUUGCAGUUGGACAUUGAAGAUGAAGCAAAUGUUUUGCCUUGUACUCUAUUUAUUCUGCAUUACCAGUCAAUUAUUUUGCCUCAGAUUCAUCAUUGAUCUGCGUGUAUUUCAAAUAAUGCAUCUUUGAAGAAGUGAAAUGAGGCAAAAAAUAAUUAUGUAGCCCGGCUGUACUGAAC
Oryza brachyantha (malo sina) is the source of this 1616-nucleotide messenger RNA. Its product is annotated as F-box/kelch-repeat protein SKIP6-like. Gene Ontology annotation, molecular function: protein binding. The transcript is spliced from 3 exons. The record is from RefSeq and is a predicted model, not a curated record. Bases 74 to 1207 code for a protein of 377 amino acids. NCBI's taxonomy places the organism in Eukaryota, Viridiplantae, Streptophyta, Magnoliopsida, Poales, Poaceae.